UGGAAGCACCCUCCCAUGCUCGCGUUUGUAUGAAGGCGAUCGGCCGAUUGCGAAGCGAUGCCAGGUUUGGGAAGAAAAACGGAUCGUACUAAUCGAGACGGCAGUGAUGAUGAGCGAACGCCUCUUUUCGAAGCAGACCACCAGCCAUCAACAUCGGGCUCGAUCAACAGCCUUGGAAGCAAUGGAACGAACAAGCGAAUGCGUGAGCUUGGCUCGCUUGAUCUGCUGUCACAGAAAUACGAGAGCCUUGACUAUGACACAUGUGAAAACAGCCUUUAUGUUGAAGAGCAACGGCUGACAACAUUCACGACAAUACGAAACACCAACUGGAAGCGAUGGUUCGUCACCUUCAUCAUCGGCAUUCUCACAGCAUUGACAGCGUGUGCCAUCGACAUUUGCAUUGAAGUCAUAUCGGAGCUCAAGUUCACAUUACUUAAAAAUUGGAUCAACGACUGCAUCCAUAGGGAUUGCAUCAUACUGCCUUAUCUUGGCUGGGUCGGCAUGAACGCAGCUGCUGUUCUGGCUGGUGCUAUCUUGGUGGCCUAUGUUGCGCCCGUGGCCGCAGCGAGUGGCAUCCCGGUGAUCAAGUGCUACCUGAACGGUGUCAAGGUGCCCCAAGUGGUCCGCUUCAAGACUCUGGUCACCAAGGCUGUGGGUGUGGUUCUCUCUGUGGUUGGAGGCCUGGCUGUUGGGAAGGAAGGUCCCAUGAUCCAUUGUGGCUCAGUGAUUGCCGCUGGCAUCUCGCAAGGCAAAAGCACCACGUUUAGGAAGGACCUGAAUGUCUUUCGAGAAUUUCGUGAGGAUCACGAGAAGCGAGACUUCGUCUCUGCCGGUGCAGCUGCCGGAGUGGCUGCUGCUUUUGGAGCACCCGUUGGUGGUGUCCUGUUCAGCUUGGAAGAAGGUGCCAGCUUUUGGAACCAGUCUUUAACAUGGAGGAUUUUCUUCUGCUCGACCAUAUCCGCCUUCUCGUUGAGCGUCAUCCUGAGUGCCUUUCACGGACACGCCGGGGAGCUGUCUUUCUCGGGCCUUGUCAACUUUGGAGAGUUCGAUGAUGUUCAGUGGAGCAUCAUAGAACUACCCAUCUACAUUGUCAUGGGAGCAAUCGGUGGACUUUUGGGUGCCCUCUUCAAUCUUGUGAACUUCAAGCUGACCGUCUUCAGAAUAAGGUACUUGUAUCGGCGGUGGAUCAGGGUGCUCGAAGCCGUUGCCGUGGCGAUAGUGACUGCCUCUGUUGGCUUCCUCAUGAUUGACAUUUCGACCGACUGCCGGCCUCAUCGGGACGACUUUUACGAUAAUGCUCUGCAGUUCAACUGCUCUGACGGCCGGUAUAGUGCGCUGGGAGAAAUCUGGUUCCAGACACCGGAGGCAAGUGUUCGCAGCCUUUUUCACCGACCUGAAGGCACAUGGACAGCACUGACUCUGCUGGCGUUCUUCAUGGUGUACUUCUUACUGAGCUGCUGGACUUACGGGCUGAGUGUCUCCAGUGGAGUGUUCAUCCCUACGCUCCUGGUGGGCGCAGUCUGGGGCCGCCUGCUUGGAAUUGGCGUUCGCAACAUGUUCCCGACAAGUACGUGGGUGAAUCCUGGCAAGUUUGCCCUGAUAGGAGCAGCAGCUACCUUGGGAGGCGUGGUCCGCAUGACGCUCAGUCUGAGCGUCAUCCUGAUCGAGGCGACGCGCAACAUCACUUUUGCCUUACCCAUCAUGAUCGCCCUGACGGUGGCCAAAUGGGUGGGCGACUUCUUCUCUGAGGGUCUUUAUGACAUCCAUCUUCAGUUGGCUGGCGUUCCGUUUUUGGGGUGGGAGGCUCCUUCACGCUCGAGCAACAUCUCGGCCAGGGAGGUGAUGGGCUACCCUGUGGUCACAUUCCGGACUGUGGAGAAUGUUGGCAGGAUCAUAGACGUGCUAGCCUCUUGUCCACACAAUGGAUUCCCCGUGGUGGACACGGCUGAGGAGCGCUCUGGUGAAGAACAUUCGUUUGGCCGUUUCCGGGGCAUUAUUCUUCGGUGGCAGCUUAUUGUCCUUCUUCAGUACAAGAUGUUCCAGAGUGACACUGACGGAGCCUGCCAUCGGCGACUGCGGCUCUCCAACUUUCGAGAUGCAUACCCACGCUACCCGACUAUUCAGCAAGUGCACGUCUCUGUUCGGGAGCGCGAGUACAACAUGGACCUUCAGCCCUUCAUGAACUCGGCUGCCUACACAGUGUCUCACAAUGCAUCACUGCCAAGGAUUUUCAAGCUGUUCAGAGCUCUUGGUCUUCGGCAUCUUGUUGUCGUCGAUGGCAGUAACAUGGUCGUUGGCAUUGUUACGCGCAAGGACCUCGCCCGAUACCGCAUGACAAGCCUCUACGGCCGACUGGGCAUGGAGGAGCUGCACAUAUCUCACGGCUGAUAGUGUCUCCGUGCAAAAGACUCUACGUUGUGAUCUUUGUGUGCUACAAGUGGGUUCGUGGUGUAUCAAGACUCUCGACGUCCAGUCAGUCUGUUCAAUGCAAUGACACUGUCACCUAUGGCUGGAAACGGGCGGCACUGCACAUCAACGCUGUUGUGACAGUCUCCACUCUCAAGAAUAGCAUGUUGCGGAAAUGUGCACAGAGUGCAGAAUUUUGUUGCAGAAAUGUGGCACAGAGUGCAGAAUUUUGAGGAGUUUGAGCCCUUUGGACUCUUCAAGGUGCAUACAGGUUAUUUUUUAUACUAAUCCUGCUUAAGCGGCAUGCAAAUUGCACUCAAAUGUGAUUGUGCAACUUGAAACAACUGAUGUGGUUAUUCACUGAGCACUUGUGUUUAUUAGUAUGAACUGAAUGGAAGGUUUUCUGAAACGCCGAAUACCUGUAUGAACAUCGCUUGGCAACCACCAAUGGAGAGUGCAUAACUACUAUAGAAGGUCUGAACUCUGAUAAUCAAAUUUUCACAAUCUAUGCUUAUGCAAUGCCGAAUGGUCGUUUAUGAAUUGUUCUAUGCUACUAAUAUAAAUUAUAAAUAAGGCCUGACACUUGCUUUAGAUCACCAAUCUGAAAGCUUUUAUCGUUCGACCUGUUUUAUUUGUGUAUGCCUUUUUCACUGCAGGAGAAACACAUACUUGUCGUGGGUGUACUACUAAUAAAACUAGCAAAAAGGUGAAACUGAAGCUGUGAUAACUAAAAUGCAGCAUUCUAGUCUCCUAUUUUGCACACCUUGUUUGCAAUUACGCAAAUUCUCAGUUUCUCUGUAUAUUUCAAGGCAGAUUGUGUUUUAUUCAUUGUUGCGUUUGACAUCCCAGCUCAUUCUAUAUUCUCUUUCUUUAUAAAGAAAUUGUGAACACUGUCAAAGCAAAUUACAAUAUCCCAAUAGACGUAGAUCAUUGUUUUUUUGAUUGUUGAUCAUUGAUGGUGAUUUUUCAUGUUGUGUUCCAAUUUGUAUGUACCCUCUUACAAUGACUGCUUAUUUCUUAUUUGUAAUGAUUGGUUAUUUGUAAUAUGUUUCAUGUUGGACUUUUUAGUCAUCUGUGAGUCAGUGACAGCGUAUUCUUGUCUAAGAGAAUACAUUUGCAAAUGACUAAGGAUUGUGGAUCCAGUUGAAAGUUCAACUGAUAACUGAGGACCUUGCUAGAAUUGCCGCUUCUUUCUUUUUCGACGUAGUUUUGUUGACAGAAAUUCGCAGACCCUAUUCAAAUGGACUUUAUUUUAAUUAAGGCAUGUCUUCUAUAUUUUUCAUUAGUGGUUGUACAUUUACCUGUGUACACAACUCCAGGAGCAUGCACUGUUAUUUGUAAAUAUGUUAUAUAAAGUAUCUACUUGUUUUGCCC
Molecule: messenger RNA, 3780 nt
Organism: Rhipicephalus microplus (southern cattle tick)
Lineage: Eukaryota; Metazoa; Arthropoda; Arachnida; Ixodida; Ixodidae
Product: chloride channel protein 7
Biological process (GO): chloride transport; transmembrane transport
Cellular component (GO): intracellular membrane-bounded organelle; lysosomal membrane
Molecular function (GO): chloride transmembrane transporter activity
Source: RefSeq, a predicted model, not a curated record